Eufriesea mexicana is the source of this 3379-nucleotide messenger RNA. RefSeq names its product proton-coupled amino acid transporter-like protein pathetic. The record is from RefSeq and is a predicted model, not a curated record. Gene Ontology annotation, molecular function: L-amino acid transmembrane transporter activity. Bases 1301 to 2677 code for a protein of 458 amino acids. NCBI's taxonomy places the organism in Eukaryota, Metazoa, Arthropoda, Insecta, Hymenoptera, Apidae. The transcript has 8 exons. Gene Ontology annotation, biological process: amino acid transmembrane transport. Gene Ontology annotation, cellular component: vacuolar membrane.
UUCAGGGGAUCACUGACUUUGGAGAGGGUAGAUCGAGUGGUAGGGAAUGGUUGACGGUUAGCGAAGAGAGGAAGCACGCCGGGACGGAGGGAGACAGAUGGAAGGUGAAAGGGAACGGGUGAAAUGCAGACGGUACAAGAUCGGUUCGGUUGGGGCCGAGUCUUAGGUCCCAGUGGCCCUGUGUACGCGCGAUCGUCGCGAUGCUAAGGACAACACGCUCGUACGACCGUCUUUUCGCGAGCACGUCCGAUAGAACUUAUUAGGAGUACGGCCUCUAUCUCCCCUCCCACAAGCCGCGACGUCAAUCCUAGCGGGACACUAGCGAGCUGGAUCGCGCGUCUAUACACACCAGCUCGUAUAUAUACCUGGGUAACACCGAAAAAACCUGGCCAGUCGUUACGACGCCUGUCACCGAUCCACGCGCGGUUUUUCUUGCUCCGUGAUCCCUCAUUGCCAACCCGUCGUUGUUUACCUCCGCGAGAUCCUCGAUUGGGCACACCUGACAAUUGCCCAAUUGCUUCCUUGGGACACCGAUCGUUGAACCGAAGAAUCGAAGAGGAUUAAACAGACUCUCCAGUUGACAUUGAAAGUGGAAGACCAGGAAGGAAUUUCGUAUUCGAACCUGGUCGAAGGAUAGAGUCUGACAGCUGGGGCCUGGAAAGAGGAUUGACAGUGACGGAGUAAGUACAGUAGCGUGAAGACGAUAGUCAGAUAAUCCUGGAAACGAAGACUGUUCGAAAUCCACAUCGACCAAGUCAUCGGAAUUGUACUCCUCGAUCGCAUCUCAAGGAUCUCGUCGCAAGGUUCUACCCUAAAACGGUGACAGAGCGUUACUCGCGUGAGCCUAGUUAUCCCUAGACUGGCGUGCAGGGAUCACCAGGACGCGAUAAGGAUAGGAUUAAUCGUUGAAUUGGCAGUCGGGAUAGAACGUUGGUGGAAACAGAAGCACUCGAAGAUUGCAGUGAGCUGCGAGCACCGGGAUCAUCUCUAUCGUCGGUUAAUAAAUCAAACCGCAUGACAGCAGCUGAGACUGCAAGAUCCGUUGAUAAAUCAUUAUCACCCUCGAGAUUACCAGUGUUCGUGUAGAGGUAAAUAACGUAAGAGCAGAGGCUGGAAUAAUCGAAGGUGGAUUGCUGAUCGAGGAAGGAUUUCUCUCUGGUGAGGUUAGGUCGAGGAUGUGAAUUGCAAGUUGUUGGUAGCUCGAGCCAGUCUAUUUGCCUUCUUGCCAAGGAAAAACGCCGGUUAAGGAAGUCGUGUGAGGUUUCUCAUCGGGAUCUAGAAUCCAAGCAACACGUAAAUCAUGGGGAAAGAUACAAAGGAGCAAGUCACUGGCAGUCCCAUGCAGGAGUUCAGUAGCAGCACAAAAAUCGCCAGUGUAUCAAUUGGAGAAUUCAACGAGAAGGAUGAACUGUAUAAUCCCUUUGAACAUCGUGAUAAGAAAAAUACCAAUUCAGACUUUGGUUCGCUGGCUCACCUACUGAAAUCGUCCCUGGGCACAGGAAUCCUCGCCAUGCCGCACGCGAUUAAGAACGGCGGAGUAGUGUUCGGUGGCAUCGGCACGAUACUAAUCGGAAUAAUAUGCGCGCAUUGUGUCCACAUUCUGGUCCGUACGUCCCAUGUGCUAUGCAAACGAACGAAAACGCCACAGAUGACGUACGCUGAAACCGCUCAGGCUGCGUUUCUUUGCGGCCCGAAACCGCUCAGGCCUUUCGCCAACGCUAGUCGAAUAUUCGUGAACGCUGCAUUGUGCGCCACCUACGUAGGCGGCAGUUGCGUCUACCUGGUCUUCGUCUCGACUUCGCUGAAACAGGUGGUGGAUUAUUACAGCAACAUGAUCAUACCGAUUCGCUUGUACAUACUCACCCUGAUCCCCGCAGUGCUGCUGUUGGGUCAGGUGCGAAAUUUGAAGUACAUGGUGCCAUUCUCCAUAAUGGCCAACCUCUGCAUGAUAGUCGGCUUUGCGAUAACCCUGUACUACAUCUUCAACGGGAUCGAAAUAUCGCCGGACGUGAAGUUGAUCGCGCCGGUAAAGCAGUGGCCUACGUUUCUUGCAACUGUGCUCUUCGCCAUCGAGGGCAUCGGUGUCGUAAUGCCUGUGGAAAACAGUAUGCGGAAUCCGCAUCAUUUCCUUGGUUGCCCAAGUGUCCUUAAUAUAACGAUGACUAUAGUGGUGUCUCUAUACACCACACUGGGUGUGUGCGGUUAUUUAAAAUACGGAGCAGCAGUUCUGGGAAGUAUCACGCUGAACUUGACAACGACAGAGAUACCCGGGCAAAUAGUGAAACUGCUCAUCGCUUUGGCAGUUUUAUUCAGCUAUGGAUUGCAAUAUUUCGUGCCAAUGGACAUCAUGUGGAACUCUAUGAAAGACAUGUGCAGCCAUAAGUAUCAAGGAAUAUCUCAGACGGCGAUGAGAAUAGUCAUGGUCUUAUUUACCAUUUUUGUGGCAUUAUUAGUUCCGGACCUGGGACCGUUUAUUUCCCUAGUCGGAUCAGUAUGUUUUUCCAUCCUGGGCAUCACGAUCCCAGCAGUGCUAGAAACGGUUUCGCGCUGGUACGGCCAUCUGGGUAAGUACAACUGGAGGCUUUGGAAGAACUCUUCGCUUGUGUUGCUCUCCCUCAUAGCGCUAGUGUUCGGUUCAUGGAUCUCCAUCGUAGAGAUAAUCGAACUGUAUCGUUGAAGCGAUAAGCGUAUUUAUACGGAAGAAAGACUUGAUUACAUUAAUCCUGAUGGACAAGAAGUAUUAAGAAAGGAGCAAGUGAAAAGAAAAUGGUGUACAGGAUAUGUAGGAAACCAUAGAACAUAACGAACUGUGUCACUUUUAACACGUUGACUGCUAGAUCAGUUCUACAGUACGUUCAUUUUUAUCUGCAGACGUGUAAAUACAUUUAAAAAUACAUAUGCGUGAUAUAGAAAAUUACUUCAAGUAAAUAUCGUAGAAUAUCAAGAGAAUAUGUAAUGAUAAUAUUCAUUUAACUUUGUAAUGACAUUGAAGAUCUUAUAUUUUUCAUUAAAUAUUUUUAUAGAUCGAUUAUCGAUCAUUAUCGAGAUACGAAGUGUGAAGGUCGACAUAUUAUCAUAAUUAUAGUUAACUAAACUGUACCUAAACUCUAUUGAUUAGGUUGUUCUGUCAGACUACUGUAUCAAUGGUUCCAGAACAAAUGAUGGCAUAUGAAAAUUAAAUAUUCACAAAUAAUUGUAAUUUUAGAAAUAAUUUAAUGUUAGCUAUAAAAUUUGCAAUAACAAAUAUAUAGAUUUAUGCGUAAACAUUUAAACACGUCCUUCAUAGUAUUUACACGUUCUCAGAUAAAAUAAACACACUGUAUAUAACUUGCUUACGAAGAUGAAAUAAGCCUUUUGUUUUAUCACACACAUCCUAAUA